This is a messenger RNA of Plutella xylostella (diamondback moth), 3050 nucleotides long. Lineage: Eukaryota; Metazoa; Arthropoda; Insecta; Lepidoptera; Plutellidae. The record is from RefSeq and is a predicted model, not a curated record.
CACUUGUAUCAUUUUAGUCAUUAUAAUUUUUGGGUAUUGCAACACUGUGCUUCCUCAAAGACGACGAUUGGCCCGCUAUCUCUCGGUUCUCAAGCUGAUUGGUCGAGAGGGAUGGGGUGUGAUUAAAAGGAUUAAAAAAAAGGUGGCUAAAUUGAGGAAUCUAGAAAAACGCUUCUGCUGGUAAUGGCGAAAAACGAUUGUGUACGCUUGUUUGAUUUUGAGUGUAAAAGGAAGAAUAAAUCUACAAUUUCCGUGAAUACCUGGUUUUAUUUUAUAUCAGAAGUGACAAAGGACCCAAAAAGCAUCAAAGUACGAUGAGCCCGUAUCCUGAAGAAGAGAGGCGCAAGCGGGGGCGGCAUGAGAAGCGGCGUCGACGAGAUGGGACGCCCAGUUCAUCUAGUCUGACAAGUAACAGCAGUAAGAACAGUAGCAGCCGACGGAGAGACAGACGUCACCGCAGGUCUCGCAGAUCACGGUCGUCGAUGGCCGGUGAACUGUUGAAGGUGCUGCAGAUUUUAAAAGACGAUUCAAGUAAGACGUCCUCUUCUAUUAACAAUAACCAACUGCACAAUGUUAUUCCUGAGUUUGAUCCGUCACUUCGGACUCAGAGUAUAGAAUGCUGGAUAAGAAAGGUUAAUGAAUGUGCCGUUAUAUAUAAAUGGGAUGAUGCACAGAUUAUUCAUUUUGCACUGCAAAAGCUGGUAGGUUAUGCUAAGACAUGGUUUGAAGCCCUUCCAACAGUAGUAUUCACCUGGAGUGAGUGGCAAGAGAAGCUUAUGAAGGCGUUCCCUAGUGAGGAAAAUUAUGGAAAGCUUCUAGAAGAAAUGUUAGCCCGUGUGUCACGGAAUGAUGAAAAUUUACGCGAGUAUUACUAUGAUAAGUUGACUUUAUUAAACAGAUGUCAAAUUAUAGGGAAAAGGGCCGUAGACUGUAUUAUUCACGGAAUUCAUGACAAAUCGUUGCGAAAUAGUGCACAGGCACUAAAAUGCCAGGAACCUGAAGACAUGUUAAAUUUUCUCAAUGCACAAAGUUAUGUAGAACUUAACACAAGUGGCAUGCAGAAGAGGCGCGACCGAAUUUUCCGAAAUCGAUUUUCCAACGCAUCAUUUAACUCAACGUCAAAUUCUGCUGAAUCCGGAUUAGACUGCUACAAUUGCCGAGCCAAGGGACAUACAUUCACGAAAUGUCCCAAACCAUUACUCAAAUGCACGAAAUGUCACAGAAUAGGACAUGACAGUGAUCAUUGUAGGGCAAUUAGGCCUCUGGGUAAUCAGGGUAUCCGUACAGAAAAUAGAGACGGGGAUAAAACGAAAACUACUCUGAAGGUUUCGACAAAUAAUCCUAAUGACAAAUACUAUAAGCCAAUAACGAUCAACGGUAAGAGUUCUGUAGCUUACAUAGAUUUUGGUAGCGAAUGCACUUUGAUGCGCGAUACGGAUGCUCAGAAGUUUAAUCUCACCAAGUGUCCUGGUAGUCUGCCCAUAGUGAAGGGUUUCGGUAACUCUAACAUUUCACCGUUAUAUAAAACGUUUGCUUGUGUAAAGGUUGAUGAGGUUGAAACUUCUCUUGAAAUUCUGGUUGUCAAUGAUGAUUUGUUACAGACGUCGGUUUUAAUCGGACAAAACUUUACAGAGCUGCCGGCUGUGACAGUUCUUAAGGACAGCGACACUUUGCUGUUUUAUAGCAACCCAACAUUUAGUAUAGCAGAAAACCCGAAUGAGAGAAUUGAUUUAAUAACGUCUGAGUGCGUUAAUGUAGUGCAAACGCAACUGUUACCUGUAUUUACUUCCGAAAAGACUUUCACUGGUGAUGUAUAUGUUGAAGGAUAUUACUGUCACGAACCGGGAAGGGAGUACCAUUUGCAUCGUGGUGCAUAUCGAAUAAAAGAUGGUCAAGGUCAUAUUGUAGUCACAACUAUGUCUCGUAAGCCCGUAGAACUGUGUGGACAAACCGUUAUCGCGAGAGCACUCAAAUUUGUUGAAAAGCAAGUUCUUCACGUGAAUAGAAUCCAUACUGACAAUUCAAAUGUAGAACCUUUAAAAAAGGAGGAAAUUCACGUUGGCUGCAAUAUUGACGAGAAAAGUUUAGAUAAGUUAUACGAAUUACUCCAGUCGUAUCGUGACUGCUUUGCAACCAAUUUGAGUGAAAUAGGUUGUACAAAUCAAGUAGAGAUGCAAAUUGAUUUAACGGAUGAUAAGCCAGUGGUAUAUAGACCAUACAGACUUUCGUUUUCUGAACGCGAACAGGUCAAGCAGAUAGUUGACGAAUUAUUAGAGAAUGAUAUAAUCCAAGAAUCUUGUUCCAACUAUGCAAGUCCCAUUCUGAUGGUAAAGAAAAAAACCGGAGAACAGCGUCUGUGCGUGGAUUUCAGGGCCCUAAAUAAUAAAACUGUAAAAGACAAGUUUCCUUUGCCGUUAAUAGAUGACCAACUUACUAAUCUAAGUGGGAACAAGUUCUUUACUACUCUAGACCUUGCAUCCGGUUAUUAUCAGGUCCCGUUGGCAGAGAAAAGUAGGCACUUAACAGGUUUUGUCACACCCGACGGACAUUAUGAAUUCAAGAGAAUGCCGUUUGGGCUAGCUAAUGCUCCAGCUGUGUUCCAGCGCAUGAUGAAUGUUAUGUUGGGUCACAGGAGGUUCCAUUCUGUCCUGGCUUAUCUGGAUGAUCUCCUCAUUCCCUCUAAAACUAUCGAAGAGGGUUACAAUAAUCUGGAGGAAAUUUUGAAACUUCUUAGGGAAUUCGGUUUGACUCUAAAAUUAUCUAAGUGCCAUUUUUUCAACGAGUCCUUAACAUAUCUCGGUUAUGAAGUUUCCGAAGAAGGUAUCAAACCCAGUCAGGAAAAGAUACUAGCUGUAAAGGAAUUCCCGGUACCCAGUAAUAUUCAUGAAGUGCGUCAAUUCUUGGGCUUGUCUAGCUAUUUCCGCAAGUUUGUCAAGGGUUUUGCUGACCGCAUGAGGCCAUGGAUUAAUUUUAAAGCUUUAGAAAUCGAAAACAGUAGUUCAAGUGAAAGCAGUGGUGCUGCGUCAGCUGACGAUAACGAUAAUCCUUAA